AACGCGUAUCCUUGAAGCCGCUUUCCAUUCAUCCACCUUCCUCCCUGCGCCGAAACCGCAGCGUUUGUGAUUGCGACCCUUUCUUAUAAAAUAUUGCUUUCCCCGUCUAGAUUUUUUGUUAUCAGCCUGUAGAAUGCCUUCUCACUGCGUGCCCGCGCAUUCCAGUAACGACGCUGGCGGUACCAGUGGUAGUGGCAGCGGCGGCCGGGGAGCUAUGAUUCGGCCGAUCGAUAAGGCCGCUAUUCACCGCAUAUGCUCUGGACAGGUGGUGCUGGACCUCGCUACAGCGGUGAAGGAGCUGGUGGAGAACAGCCUGGACGCGGGAGCUACGAGCGUGGAGGUGCGGCUGAGGGAGUCGGGCGCGGAGCUCAUUGAGGUGGCGGACAACGGAUCGGGUGUGGCGCCGGACAACUGGCAGGCUUUGACCCUCAAGUACCACACGUCCAAGAUCGCCCACUUCUCUGACCUCCAGUCGCUUUCCUCCUUCGGCUUUAGAGGAGAGGCCCUUUCUUCCCUCUGCGCCCUUGCUGACGUCACCAUCACCACACGCACCGCCGACGAGCCAAUAGCAACUCGCCUUGUGUUCGACCAUGGAGGAAAAUUGCUGGAUGGGCCGAGGGAAAAAGUUGCUCGGGCAGUGGGAACGACUGUCAGCGUGGCGAAGAUUUUUUCGCCGCUGCCCGUGCGACACCGGGAGUUUCAGAGGAACGUUCGGAGAGAAUUCGCGAAACUCGUGAGCCUUCUCCAGGCGUACUGUGUGAUCUCUACCCGCACCCGGAUCAUCUGCACCAAUCAGAGCGCGCGCAGCACAGCGCGGACCACUGUGGUGCAGACAGCUGGCACGGGGUCGAUGCGUGAAAACAUCAUCGCUGUCUUCGGCUGCAAGGCUGCUGCUGCGCUCGACCCCGUCGACAUCACCUUCCCCCUCUAUCCUGCUGCUGCUGCUGCUGCCGCCACUGCAACUGCUGCUGAUUCUGCUAGUGCUGGUGAUGCAGGUGGUGUUGGUUGUUCUAGUACUGGACUGGCAGGUUCAGGUAGUGUCUCCCCCACCGCCCCUCCCCCUCUUCCAGCAGCCUGCUGCCAGGUAACUGGGUAUCUGUCCAAGCCAGGAGCAGGGAGUGGGAGAUCCAGUGGAGAUCGUCAGUUCUUUUUUAUUAACGGUCGCCCGGUGGACCUGCCCCGGCUCGCAAAGCUCUUAAACGAGCUCUACCGGUCGUUUAACUCGCUGCAGUACCCCGCCGCUUUCUUAAAUGUUUCGCUUAGCGCGGACGCUUUUGAUGUGAAUGUGACCCCGGAUAAGCGUAAGGUGUUUUUACACUCGGAGGCGGGGUUAUUAUCGGGGUUGAAGGCCUCUUUGUUGCAGUUUUACUCCCCGGACCGGUAUGUCUACCGAGCUGCGCCUUCUGGUUCGGUGCCGAAGCAGAUUGAAGAGCGGAGGAGGGAGGAGGUUAGGGGGGAGAGGAGAGUGGUUAAAACGGUUGCUGGAGGAGUGGUAGAGAAAGGGGAGGAUAAGAGGGAGUGUGGAGGGGAGGGGGAGGAGGGAGACCAGAGGAGGAAGCGAGUGAGGGUGAGUGAGAGAGGGAGAGGUGGAGAGGAAGAGGGGGGUGUUGGAGCAGGGGAGGAGGUUGAGGAAGAGGAAGAGGAAGAGAGGGAGGAAAGGGUAGAGGAUGAGCAGCAGCAACUACUGGAUGUGGGGAGAAGAGAGGCAGGAGGUGCGAACAAAGAACGAGAAACAGCAGCAGCAGGAGCAGCUGGGGUUAGAGCGGGGGGGACAGUUGGAGGAGCAGCAGCAGGAGGAGCAGGAGGAGGUGCAGGAGCAGCAGCAGCAGGAGGAGGAGGAGGAGGAGGAGGAGGAGGGGUUGCGUCAGGGCUGCAGUGGAGCGAGAGAAAAGCUGCAGAGAUGCGACGGCUGCUGCUGAUGAGUCCCCAGGGCAAGGGGAAGAGAAAGGGCAAUGCUCCAGUGCCGGUUUUGGGGAAGGGGAAGGCUGUAGAUAUGUGCACGGGCGCGGACAAGGGCCCGGAGGUGGACAGUGAGGAGCGCACACUGGGGGGGUCAUGCUCGGGUGAGGGAGAUGCUUAUGCUGAGAGACACGCUGAAGUGCUUGGGGGAGAGAGUGGGGAUGAGGGGGAGAGUGGGGAUGAGGGGGAGAGUGGGGAUGAGGAAGGGACUGGGGAUGACGUCCUUGAGAAGCGGAACGGGGACAGGGAAGAGAGAGGAGAGCAAGAGGAGCAGGGUGUGUUGCAGGAGAGCAGGAAGCUAAGGCUGGGAGGUCGGCGUGGGUUGAGUAGCUUUGCGUUCGCAUCUGGGGAAGGCGUGGGUGGUGGGGGUGGUGGAAGUGCGAGCGAUAGUGUUGAAGGCAGCUCAGGGAAAGGUUGCUCUCUUGGUGUGCUCAUGCUGACAGGGAAGCGCCAAGGGUUUCCUCAGGCUCUUAAACAAUCACGAGAGGAGUGCCGAGGGAGCAACCCUUCUGUGCAGAUGUCGAUGGGUGGGUUUGUCAUUCAAGUUCCGGGGGGGAAGGGGGGAGAGAGGGGGGAAAGAGGAGGUAUGGGCGAGAGUGGACGGGAGGGAGCGGGGCGUGGAAGGCUGGAUAUGUGGCUACGGAAGAAGGGGAGAGGGGAAGGGGGUGGUGUUGAAAGGAUGAGGAGUCAUGGGGAUGGUGAAAAGGAAACAGUAGAGGGUGGCUGGGACGAGGAGGCGGAGGAUGAGGAGGAGGAGGAUGAGGAGGCGGAGGAUGAGGAGGAGGAGGAUGAGGAGGCGGAGGAGGUGGUGGUUGUGGAGGAGGGGAGGAGGGAAGGCGGUGAGCCAGAGGCAGUGGAGGAGGAGAAGGAAGAGAAAGAGGAGGAAGAGGAGAAAGAGGAGGAGGAGGAGAAAGAGGAGGAGGAGGAGGUGAGGGUGGAGGGAGCCGGAGAGCGGGGGGGAUGGGAGGAAGGCGAGGGAGAGGAGAAGGAGGUGGAUAAAAGCCCGGAAAACGAUGAGGAUAUGGGGUUCAAAGUAGAUGAGGUUCGGGCGUCUAAGCGGCUUCGGCCGGAAAUUUAUCGAGGUGAUUCGCAGGAGGAUGUCAGGGAUGAGUGGGCAGGGAGAAAUGUUUUGGAUCUGCCCCUGAUGACGCAAGACAUGACUCAGGCUGACCUGCCCGACUUAUUGGGCUCCCAACUGCUGCCUGGAACCCAAACGGCUGGGCAGCAAGAAAGGUUUGCCCUGCCUGUGGAGCAUGGGGCAGAGAAGGGGAGGUGCUGCAGUGACCAUGGGGAGCAGGAAUUUAUGGAGGGGCUGGGAGGGGCGGAAGAGGAAGCAGAGGAAUUGGGAAAGAAGGCUGAAGGGAGAGAGGGGAGAGGAGGAAGGGAGGAGAAAGCAGAAGGUGAAGAGGAAGAGGAGGGAGUGGAGGGACGAGAGAGGGUGAGGCAGCGCACAGUGGCACAGCCAGGGAGGGGUUGGGAGGCGAGGGGGGAAGAGGGGAGCGUGCGGGUUCAAUUCGACUUGAGGCGAGUGCAGCAGGUGUGGAGGCAGCGAGCAGAGGUGAGGGAGAGGGAGAAGAGGAGGAGAGAAUGGGGAAGGACGGCAGGACGAGGAGGUCGACACAGGAGCUUCGCGGCAGCGUCUGUCUCAUGCAGCAUUGCCAGCAGUGGGGGGAGGCGGCAGCAGCAGCAGCAACAGCAGGUGGGGGAGAAAGAAGAGGCAUUGGAGGCAGCAGCACGGGAGCUAGAGCGGCGGUUUGACAAGCGGGACUUUGCUAGCAUGGCUGUGAUUGGCCAGUUCAACCUGGGGUUCAUCAUUGGACGGCUGGGAUCGGAUCUCUUCAUCGUGGACCAGCACGCAUCUGACGAGAAGUUCAACUUUGAGCGCCUCAUGCGGUGCACCGUGCUCAACAAGCAGCCGCUGCUAGUGCCCCAGAGGCUGGACUUAUCUCCAGCAGAGGAAGUGAUAGUGUCGGCGCACAUGCCGACAUUCAGAUCUAACGGCUUUCAUUUCUCCGUGGAUGAGUGCGCUCCAUCCGGCCGUCGGUUCCGCCUCUCAGCUGUCCCUUUCUCCAAAAACAUCGUCUUUGGUGCAUCUGACGUCUGCGAGCUUAUCUCAAUGCUGGCCGAUGCGCCUCUUCCGGAACCGGACAUUGCUGGAAACCAUCAGGAAGCUUCCCCACAUGCAGGAUGCGACGAAAAGGGCAUGGAUGAGGCUACUCGUCCAAGGCGAGAACAGUCUCACUCAACGGAUGUAGCAACCCCAUCGCCAUCCAUGGCUGUAGCGGCACUGUCAGCCUCGUCAUCAACGGUUGUAGCGGUGCGACCGUCACGGGUGCGAGCCAUGCUGGCGUCGAGAGCAUGCAGAAGCUCUGUGAUGAUCGGGACGGCUCUAAGCCAGCCUCAAAUGAACAAGAUCCUCGGCCAGCUGUCCACGUUGCAGUCGCCUUGGAAUUGUCCCCACGGUCGGCCAACUAUGCGCCACCUGUUUGACUUGAGGCUUCUAGAGAAAAACAUGGAAACUUUGGACUUAUUAUAAAGGCAUUCAACAAAAAAUGUAGUGUAUUGUUUAAUGUAUGAAUAAGCUGGUAAAGUGACA
This is a messenger RNA of Closterium sp. NIES-67, 4555 nucleotides long. NCBI's taxonomy places the organism in Eukaryota, Viridiplantae, Streptophyta, Zygnematophyceae, Desmidiales, Closteriaceae. The record is from the annotation of a GenBank genome assembly.